AUGGUGGCAACGUUCAAGAUCGCCGUGCUGGGAGCCCAGGGCGUGGGCAAGAGCGCCAUAGUCCGGCAGUUCCUCUACAACGAGUUCAGCGAGGUCUGCGUGCCCACCACGGCCCGCCGCGUAAAAAAAGUCAUCACCGGCCACGUGCACGACCUGCAGAUCAUGGACUUCCCCCCCAUCACCGCCUUCCCCGUCAACACCCUGCAGGAGUGGGCAGACGUGUGUUGCAGGGGGCUCCGGAGCGUCCAUGCCUACAUUCUGGUCUAUGACAUCUGUUGCUUUGACAGCUUCGAGUACAUCAAAACCAUCCGCCAGCAGAUCCUGGAAACAAGGGUCAUCGGCACGUCGGAGACACCCAUCAUCAUCGUGGGCAACAAGCGGGACCUGCAGCGGGGCCGGGUGAUCCCGCGCUGGAACGUCUCCAACCUGGUGAAGAAGACGUGGAAGUGCGGCUACAUCGAGUGCUCGGCCAAGUACAACUGGCACAUCCUGCUGCUCUUCAGCGAGCUCCUCAAGAGCGUGGGCUGCGCCCGCUGCAAGCACGUCCACACCACCAUCCGCUUCCAGGGCGCCCUGCGCAGGAACCGGUGCACCAUCAUGUGA
Molecule: messenger RNA, 603 nt
Organism: Apaloderma vittatum (bar-tailed trogon)
Lineage: Eukaryota; Metazoa; Chordata; Aves; Trogoniformes; Trogonidae
Product: ras-like protein family member 10B
Molecular function (GO): GTPase activity; GTP binding
Source: RefSeq, a predicted model, not a curated record